AUGCGCAGGGAAAACAGAUCAGAGCAACGGCAGGCGGGUGGGAAGAGGAAGCAGCCAAAGGGGGACAACGCCAGGGAAGCCGAGCGAGCGGUCCCGGGGCGCAGCCUUGUAGCGGGUAAGCAAGCCCAGGCCGGCGGGUGUCUCCCCAUCUUCUUCAGCUUCCAAAAAACGAAGUGUCAGACGGCGGGUCGUUCUGGCUGCCUGAAGAUCUUCUCCCUGGCCUGAUGGAAAAGGCAAAAAUACUCUCCGGCCUCUUUCCGUAUUAGUGCGCCACUGUGUCCGCCAGAUCGCUUAAUCAACCUAUUUUCUUGCCUAAGAACCAGCAGCCCUCUUAUGCCAUAGGCUCAACCCUUACACCAAAACUAGGAUAGGAGAAGGGUCGCGUCUUUUGCUGGCGGGGGGUGACCGACUUAAGGGGCUGGUGAUUUCAAGGCUGGAUUACUGCAAUGCUCUUUUUGUGGGGCUUCUCUUGCAACUUGAUCUGGAAGCUGCAGAAUUCUCCAGGAGUGAGGCCCUGUUAGCAUAUAGCACUCCUGCUCAGAGAUCUGCACCGGCUGCCCGUUUGGGGUGACACCGCGCCCCCCCCCCCCGCCAGCAUAUAACACCUUGCUGGCGGGGGUUGUACUGCUUGCCGAUCUGCUACCCAGGUUCAAGAUUAUACCAGCUCAUACCAUUCAGGUCCAGGUUACCUGGGAGAUAACACCAUGGCUGUGGUCCUCAGCUUGAGGCCAGGCUCAUUCCAUUUUGGUGGUUUAUGUGUGUGUGGACUUAAAUUAUAUACAGCCAAGUUCCUUGUGUUUAAUCACAGCCUCUGAGUAAUGUUGUUUUUCUCUCUCCUUCCAUCUCUCCCCUUUCCUUAUGUUUCCACAGCAUCCCUCAAGAAGCCCUGUUUCCCUGCACCCAACAUGGCUCUAAAGACCCCCCAGGGCUCUGCGCUGAGCUCCCCAGAGCAAGGGGAUGUCUCCGUGGUCCUUGUGGGAAAAUCCGGCGUAGGAAAAUCGGCCCUCCUCAAUGCCUUGCGUGGGGUGACCGAAAACGAUGUCGGAUGUGCCCCGCUGGAGGCCCCGCCUAAAUCCGGGGGGCCUGUCAUGUACCCCGACCCAUCCCACCCCAAUUUACUGAUAUGGGAACUAGCUCUGGAUUGUGAGGGGCAGGCCGACCGGUGGCUGAAGGAGGCUGACGUUUUUGUCGUGGCGACAGAUGGCAAGUUUGACGAGACACAUGCCCACCUGGCGGGGGAGGCCCGGGCGGCUGGCAAGAAGGUCUAUUUUGCCCGCACCAAGGCUGAUUUGGAUCUUCAUACCCUCAAGCGGUUGAUGGGAGAGCGCUACAACCGACCCGAGGCCCUGCAGGCCCUGCGGGGUGUCUGUGCUGAGUCGCUGGGGGCCCACGGUCUCGGGGAGCCCUUUGUCUUCCUGAUCUCUGCUUUUGAACCCUACGCUCUGGACUGCCCCCAGCUGCGAAAAGUGUUGCUGGAGGACGUCCACACAUAUGAGAGGUAAGUCAGGCAAACCAGCUUAAGUGAACCGUAGGAACAUAGAAUCAUUAUCAAUAAAUGAACAUGACUAAGAUUCAUGACGAUGAUAAUAAUAUUGCGGAGCUAGAAAAGGGUUGCCGAAGCGAUCAAGGGGACGAAGCCACUCCCCUAUGAGGGUCAGGGCUUUUCAGUUUAGAAAAAAAGGUGAUUAAAAGGAGAGGACAUGAUAGAGGUGAGUAAAAUUAAGUGUGACACAGAUAAAGUGGAUAGUCAUAAUACAGUCGUAUCUUGGUUAUCAAACGCCUUGGUACUCGGACGUUUUGGCUCCCGAAUGCCGCAAGUGUUCCAUUUUGCGAGCGUUUUUUGGAAGCCGAACGUCCGUUUCGACUUUUGGCAUUGUUUCCGGGGCCAAUCAGCCAAUCGGAUCCAGCAAGGCUCUUAGGUUCUUAAGUUUAAUGGAAGAAGACCUACAGAGACUUCGUGAACAGAGUUUUGAGGCCAGGUGCCUGCGGGCAUGGGCACGUCGCCCAUAAGGACAAGGGCCUCUGGCUGAUGUUCUUGUAGUGUGACAGGCAAUGUAAAUUACAGCCACAGGCCGAUAUUUAUAUCCUGGCGGCCUUUGCUUGAGUGUCAUCAGGACUUUUGCUCGGAGCAAAGCAACCAGAGAAGUGGCCUUGUUGGUCUCUGUUUGUGCCUCCCCUGUGGAGAAAACAGUGUUUGUUUACAAGCAACAACCCCCACCCCCAAGAUGCUCCUGUUACCCAGAGUUGUAAUCGAACGAAGCUGUGCAAAUCCGGUGUAGUGUAGUGUUAACUUUCUCGGAAUUAGAAAGGCGUCCACUGGUCCAAAAAGGGUGACAACUUUUUACAAGUCCACCACAUGUGAAAUAACAUUCCCUCUACCUUUUUGGACCUGUAAAAUGGUAAAAGAGUAUUGGGAAAGGAUCCAUAAUGAAUUUAAAAAAAUGUUUCAAAGUAUUUCCCCCCCCAACCCCCCCCCCCAAUUAUCCUGUCGGGGAUAAUUCAGACUGAAAUUCCCAGAUUUAUUAAGGUUAUUUAUGGAUGCAACAACUGCGGCCCAUGUUUUGUUAGCUCCCAAGUGGAAAAUGAGUGAGGUCCCAGCCAAAGAAGAAUGGCAACUUAAGUUGGCAGAAUAUGCACAACUUGUGUAGCUGAAAAUGCUGACAGCAUUAAGAUAAAUUCAACAGUGUAAAUAAGUUUCAAUGGAUGCAAUAAUGGAAUACUGAAUGGUAUAGUUUUUGUAAAAUAUGCAGGGAUUUAUGAUAUGUAAAAUGAACCAGGGAAGAAGGGAAGUCAUUGAUAUCUUAAGGAUGUAAAAAUGAGUGUUUAAAAUUGUAAAAUGGAAAAUUUAACAAAAAUUAUAUACCCAAAACAAAAAGGGUGGCAACCUCUAAUGAGCUUAGUUGCUGUGGAAUUCCUGCUGACCAAUGGGAAAUGGAAUGGAACACUCCACAAUACAACAUUAAUUUCAUAUGAUAUUAAUUCUAGUCAUUGGAUACUGAUGAUGUUAAUAUAAUAGGAGAUCAAUUACAGUUAACAAUAUUAAUCCCAGUUCUUCCUCCCUAUCCCUUGCCGUGUCCUGUUUACCCCCACAGGGUCCUAAAGCCCACUCGCUUGGACUACGAGGUGAUCAGCGAGCAGGAGAUUGCAGAGAUCCAGGAGGCCUAUGAGCUGGGAGGCCUCUCGGAAGUGGUGACCCGCAUUCAGUGCAGCCUGGAGACCCUCUGGAAUGCCCAACUUGACAUUGGCGUCACGGGGGAGUCGGGUGCUGGGAAAUCCACCUUUGUCAACGCCUUGAGGGGUGUGGGCGAUGAGGAGGAGGGAGCCGCGGAGACGGGCGUGACGGAGACCACAGCCCAGCCUACGCCAUAUCCUUACCCCGGCCACCCCAACGUCAUCCUGUGGGAUCUCCCUGGCAUUGGCACGCCCAACUUCCAGGCUGAAAGCUACCUAGAAGCGGUGGAGUUUUCUCGCUACGACUUCUUCAUCAUCCUGGCCUCGGAGAGGUUUAAGGAGAACCACGUCCAUUUGGCCAAGGCCAUUGUCAAAGAAGGCAAGCGGUUCUAUUUUGUGCGCACCAAGCUGGACAACGACCUGGAGUCCAUGAAGAGGCGGAAGAACCCUCCAACUGAAGAGGAAGUCCUGGAGGAGAUACGGACUGACUGCCGGGAGAAGCUCGCCAAGGCCGGGCUGGCAGACACCAAGGUUUUCUUGCUCAGCAGCUUCGAGAUUGACAAGUUUGACUUCCAAGUCUUCGAGGAAACCCUGGAGCAAGAACUUCCGAGCCACAAGCGCCACGCCUUCCUGCUGUCGCUGCCCAAUGUCUCCUCGGUCAUCAUUGAUAAGAAGAGGCAGCUCCUUCACCAGGAGGUUUGGAAGGUAGCUCUGAUCUCCAGCUUGGUGGCCGCCGUCCCUUUGCCAGGCCUGGCCUUCACCUGUGAUGUCUCCAUUUUGCUGAGGAAGCUGUCCACCUACCGCCAGGACUUUGGCCUCGACGCAGCAUCCUUGACCCGUCUGGCUGAGCGGUCGGGGAAACCGCUGGAGGUCCUGAGGGCCGAAGUCCACAGCACUCUAGGCCGGAGCAUCAACAGGGAUGUGGUCAUUGGGCUCCUGGGGAAGGCCACCGGGACAGGCUUGGUGGUGGCCAAUUUCUUCAUCCACCGGAUCCCGAUUUACGGAGCCCUGGCUUCCGGCGGGAUUUCCUUCCACACCACUUACUACAUGUUGAGCCAGUGCUUGGAAGAGCUGGCCAAUGACUCCCAAAGGGUCCUCAUGAAGGCCUUUGAAAGCGAAGUCUGA
This is a messenger RNA of Podarcis lilfordi (Lilford's wall lizard), 4296 nucleotides long. The record is from the annotation of a GenBank genome assembly. NCBI's taxonomy places the organism in Eukaryota, Metazoa, Chordata, Lepidosauria, Squamata, Lacertidae.